This is a messenger RNA of Vanessa atalanta (red admiral), 1797 nucleotides long. Its product is annotated as prolow-density lipoprotein receptor-related protein 1-like. NCBI's taxonomy places the organism in Eukaryota, Metazoa, Arthropoda, Insecta, Lepidoptera, Nymphalidae. The coding region runs from base 1 to 1797 and encodes 598 amino acids. The record is from RefSeq and is a predicted model, not a curated record. The transcript has 12 exons.
AUGGAGUUGCACAAACACGACCACGAGCCGCCGCCCGUCGACCGGCCCGAUAGCGCGGAGAUAGUGUCGCUGGCGGUGGCGCCGGUGGGCGGCGCGUGGUGGGCGUGGUGGGCCGACGGCGCGGGCCGCGUGCGCCGCGUGCGCCUGCGCAGCGCGUCGCCCGCGCGCGCCAAGCUGGCCGCGCACGCCGCGCACGCCGCGCUGCCCGCGCUGCCCGACGCGCUGCCCGACCUGGCCGACGCCGACACCGUCGUGAACGACGGCGGAGUGGUCCGCGGCGUCGCGGUGGACCCGGUGUCGGAGCGACUGUACUGGACCAGCGUGCGCGCCGCGCCGCCCGCCACGCGCGACGCGCUGGGCGUGCUGCGGGCGCGCGAGCACGGCACGGUGGGCGCGCUGCACGUGGCGGCGCUGGACGGCCGCCGCCGCGUCACGCUGUGGCAGCGGCCCGGCGCGGAGCCCGACGACGUCGCCAUCUCCGUGCAGACGGGCGAGAUCUUCUGGUCGGAGCGCGGCGCGUGGGGCGGCGUGCUGGGCGCGCGGCUGGACGGCGGCGGCGUGCGCUGGGUGCUGCGCGCGCGGGCGCGGCGCCCGUCGGCGCUGGCGCUGCUGGCGCCCGCCGCGCGCCUGUACGUGCUGGACGCGUACUACUCGGCGCUCGACAGCGUCGCCCUCGACGGCUCGGACCGCGCCACGCACGUGCUGUUCCGCUCCGACGCCGCGUCGCCGGUGCCGCCGCACGUCGCUAAGGAUAAAGAGGGCGUAGAAUGGCAACGCGUCAGCAGUCGCACGUGCUUGCGUAUGGCGGUGUGGGAGGAGUCGGUGUGGUGCGCCACCACGCGCGGGCUGCUGGCGCUGCCGCGUCGCGUGCCCACGAACUCCUCGGCGCACGCGCACGCACACGCGCACGCGCCGCCGCGACACCGGGCGCCCGUGUCCGCGCUGGCCAUACUGCACCCCGCGCUGUUCUACAUGCUGCCCGCCGCGGAGGACCCGUGCCGGGCGGCGGCCUGCGCGCCGAGCGCGCUGUGCGUGCGCAGCGCCGCCGGCCGUGCCUGCCUGUGCCCCGACGGCCUCAGCCCCGACGGCCCCGACGGCCUCGGCCCCACCGACGGGCGUCGCGAGUGCGUCAUAUCGAGCGAGAGCACAAACGCAAGCGUCGACGCGACUGCGUGCUCGCUGGGGUGCGGACCGGGCACGUGCGUGCGCGUGGGCUCGACGGAGGCGUGCGCGUGCCCCGGCGAGUACGCGGGCGCCCGCUGCCAGCACUACCGCUGCGCCGUGCACUGCAAUCGUCGCGGCCGCUGCCACCUGGCGGACGAGAGCGGCAACCACACGCACGUCGGCGACGACGACUUGCCCGCGUUGAUGUGCUCGUGCUACGCGGGGCGCGGCGGGGCGCGCUGCGAGGCGGACGCGUGCGCGCGCGGGCUGGCGGGCGUAAACUGCACCGAGUGCGCCGACGGGCCGGAGGGGGCCGCUUGCCGGGACAGGGAGAAGGCUCUGUGCGAGAACUACUGUCUGAACGACGGCGCGUGCGCGGCGGCGGGCGGGCGCGCGCGCUGCGCGUGCGGCGCGGGCUGGCGCGGGCCGCGCUGCGGGGAGCCGGACGGAAAAUUUAAAGGUAUCGGACCUUCGGACCGGGAAUCGAACCGUCCAUCGAUAAGAUGCGAGCCGAUGCGAGCCGAUGCGAGUCGAUCAGCUGUAGUGUCCCGCGCGCGAGCCGAGCGGCGCCGUGACCUUGACCUUAUGCCGCGAACCGCGCGUACUGGAAGCGGCGGCGCUGUUAUACAUUGA